Molecule: messenger RNA, 1200 nt
Organism: Dioszegia hungarica
Lineage: Eukaryota; Fungi; Basidiomycota; Tremellomycetes; Tremellales; Bulleribasidiaceae
Product: alpha-1,2-mannosyltransferase
Exons: 11
Coding region: 1-1200 (399 amino acids)
Biological process (GO): cell wall mannoprotein biosynthetic process; protein N-linked glycosylation
Cellular component (GO): membrane; Golgi apparatus
Molecular function (GO): alpha-1,2-mannosyltransferase activity
Source: RefSeq, a predicted model, not a curated record
AUGAUGAUCCCACGCUGGAAAUACGUCGCUAUGGGCGGCGGUGUCCUUGUCACGCUCCAUCUCCUCCUCUCCAUCCACCCAACCUACCGCGCGACCACCUCACCCUUCUCAUACCUACCUAGCGAAUGGAGCGGUUCAUCAAAUGGAGGCACGCUCGGAGAUGGAUCAAUAUUACCGCCAGCAGCGACAGUACCGAAAUUGACGGGGAAGCGGCCAGACCUGGAGGAUCUGAGAGAGGACGGGUUGGAGGGAAGGAGAAAGGCCAAUGCGGUGUUCGUUGUGCUGGCGAGAAAUGGGGAUUUGUGGGCAUUCCUGGAAUCCAUGAAGCAGAUGGAAGAUCGCUUCAAUCACUGGGCAAAGUACGACUAUGUGUUCUUGAACGACGAUGAGUUCUCGGAAGACUUCAAGCGAUAUACCCAGGCUUUGACAUCCUCAAAGUGCUACUAUGGGCUUAUCGAGCCAUCACAUUGGAAUCAACCCGACUGGAUCGACGAGGAGAAGGCUACGGCUGCGCGGGAAGACAUGAUCAGGAAGAAGGUCAUCUACGGCCAUUCGGUACCCUAUCGGAACAUGUGCAGGUUUAAUUCUGGCUUCUUCUUCAGACAUCCAUUGCUUGCCAACUACGACUACUAUUGGCGAAUAGAGCCAUCGAUCAAGCUGUUCUGCGAUAUCGCAUACGAUCCUUUCCUCCUGAUGCAAGAUGAGAAAAAGGUCUACGGCUUCACACUGUCGCUGUUCGAGUACAUUGAGACUAUCCCCACGCUAUGGGACACCGUGAAGGGCUUCAUCCAGGAACACCCCGAGUAUGUCCCAGAAGGCAACGCCAUGCAGUUUCUCUCUGACGACAAUGGCGAGACCUACAAUAAAUGUCACUUCUGGUCGAACUUUGAGAUAGGAGACCUCAACUUCUGGCGUUCCGAGGCGUACAUGAAGUUCUUUGAAUACCUCGACAAGGCCGGCGGGUUCUACUAUGAGCGAUGGGGUGACGCGCCGGUACAUUCGAUCGGGGCGGCGUUGUUUGCCAAGAAGGAGCAAAUACAUUGGUUUGAGGAUAUUGGAUACAAGCAUGAGCCGUUCCAGCACUGUCCUCAGGGCGAGGCACAUACGAGGGGGAAAUGCUGGUGCGACCCCGCAAACAACUUUGAUUGGGAGUGGUACUCGUGUACAAACAAAUACGUGGGCAUGUUCCCCAAAUCUUGA